AUGGAAUCUACAGAAGGAUUCAGUUAUCGUAUAGCAGUUAAAGUGAAUAUUGCUAUAUGUUAUAGCUGUAAUCAGUUUGUUUAUGUUGAUAAAAGAGUAGGAUAUGAAUUAUAUCACAAUUAUAAGAUAGAGGAAUAUUGGUGUACAAAUUAUACUAGAAAUAGAUAUUGUGAUAUAUGUUUUAAAGAGUAUAUGGAGCUUAAACAAAAACUAGAAGUUGAAACAAAAAAGAUCAGAGCUGUAAAGAUUAUACAACAAAAAUGGAUUGAGAUUAUAUAUAAGCCCGAUGGUCUCAAAGCUAAAGAACUUGCUAAGCAUUAUAAAUUAUUAUGGGUAGUUAAAGAAGAAAUGCAUCAG
Molecule: messenger RNA, 357 nt
Organism: Scutellospora calospora
Lineage: Eukaryota; Fungi; Glomeromycota; Glomeromycetes; Diversisporales; Gigasporaceae
Source: the annotation of a GenBank genome assembly